AUGGCUUGGGCGCUAGGAAAUGCCCUCGAUUCCCACCUGCAAGAAUCCCCCCGCGUUAGCCCCCCGACAGGGCCGCGCGCGUCCCGCCCGGUGCGGGCGCUGCAGGGGCGGGGGCGCCACUGCUCCGGGCCUCCAGGGCCGGGGACCCACCGAGGCCCAGGACCCGGAUUGGGACGGCCGCGCUUUAAGCCCGGGCGGGCGGUCGCCCCUGCACCGCUGACGCCUGGCCGAGAGCUGCGCUGGAGGCGGCGGCUGGCGGACGUGGGGGGUUCCCAGAAGACAAGCAGAAACCAGGGCAAGGCUGGGCCCCAGCUGUUGGGGGACAGUCCAAAGAACCUCCCCUUCAGGGGUCCAGAACCGAACCUGUGUAGGCAUGCCUGUACUCGCCUGGGUAUGGCCCAGCUUGGCCAAUCAUCUGCUCCCUUUGGAACUUUGAAUUUUGAACAAGCAGUACAAAAAGAAAAGAACAAGUUAAUGUUCAUCCUGGUGGUGGGGUACCCGCGAGGCAAACAGUAUUCAGUGGUGGUGGCAGGGAGGGUGUGUGUGGUAGAGCCCACUUGUUUUGUGGUACCUGAAAUUCUUAAACUCCUCUUCUGCUUCCGUUGGCCAGAGUUUAUUUGUGGUGUUUACAUCCAAGAACCCUGA
Zalophus californianus (California sea lion) is the source of this 645-nucleotide messenger RNA. RefSeq lists its product as uncharacterized. The record is from RefSeq and is a predicted model, not a curated record. The coding region runs from base 1 to 645 and encodes 214 amino acids. Lineage: Eukaryota; Metazoa; Chordata; Mammalia; Carnivora; Otariidae. The transcript has 3 exons.